Colletotrichum gloeosporioides is the source of this 948-nucleotide messenger RNA. RefSeq lists its product as uncharacterized. Lineage: Eukaryota; Fungi; Ascomycota; Sordariomycetes; Glomerellales; Glomerellaceae. Bases 1 to 948 code for a protein of 315 amino acids. The transcript is spliced from 4 exons. The record is from RefSeq and is a predicted model, not a curated record. Gene Ontology annotation, molecular function: nucleic acid binding.
AUGGCCAAGGUUGCAACCGAAUUCGAGAAGAUUAUCCAGGAAGGACGAGAGAGGAAGAAGAACGAGGCGCUGGCCCAGAAGAUCUUUUCGAAGGAUAGACGACAAAGCGCCCCGUCGAAGCUCAAGCCUGGCGCAGGUCCUUCGCUGGCUAGCAGAGUUGGUGUCAAGAAGCGCUUGAUACAGCAGCGUACCGCCUCCCUCGGUCCCAAGGCCGUUCCCGCUGGUAAUAUCGACGGCGACUGGACGCAUGAUCUCCAUGGCACAGUGAGCGGCGGACGGAACGGCGCCGGAGCUGGUGGCCUUGCGUCUCGCAUCUCGGCGCCUGGAGGCAAGCCCUCCGCGGCCACGAUGAGCAGACGAAAUGAGCGACGGAACGAACAGAGGGCCGCGAGGGUUGCGAAUGCGAUUGAGCGCUCCGAUGCCAUGGCCGACGUGCAAAUGACACCCGCUUCCGCAGCGAGACCAGGUCUUUCUAUUCGGGGUCUCGCGGGUCCCUUUGCCGUCAUGGCACAGAACUUCGCGCCCGGCACCACGGCCGCUGACAUCGAGAGCGCGAUGACACCCGUAGGCGGUGAGAUGCUUAGUUGCCGGAUUCUCAAGACGAUGCCGUUGCUCGUGGCGGAAAUGGUCUUCGCUACCAAGGAGGGCGGCGAUGCUGUGAUCUCUACGUUCAACAACCAGACCGCCGACGGGCGUGUUAUCAAGGUGUACCCCAAGCCCGGCGGUUACAAGGACACCACUGCGCCAGCAAGCACUAACGUAUCCCGCAAUGCUCGCCCUACAUCGAGCAAUGUCAUUGACGGAUCUAACGGCUUCCCUGAGCCUGUCCAGGCCGACAACACCGGAGGCAACGGCCUCUACAGUGAUAAGAUGGUUGGUAGAGGCAACGGCGGCGGCGGCGGCGGUAACCGCAGAGGACACGGUUGGAACCGCGGCGGACGGCGGUAA